Lasiosphaeria miniovina is the source of this 1369-nucleotide messenger RNA. RefSeq lists its product as uncharacterized. The coding region runs from base 434 to 1369 and encodes 311 amino acids. The transcript is spliced from 4 exons. NCBI's taxonomy places the organism in Eukaryota, Fungi, Ascomycota, Sordariomycetes, Sordariales, Lasiosphaeriaceae. The record is from RefSeq and is a predicted model, not a curated record.
GCUACACAUGACCUGAGGCUGGCCUGAAUCAAGAGUUUGAUAAUAGCUGACUGAUUUACUGAGUGAUUCGAGGACCCAGACCACGCCACCGGCACAACACAAAUACUACACUUACUACCCAGAUGCCCAUAGACACAGAAUAGCUAGCACAUACACUACCUAGUACCACCUGCUAGCUAGACUAGAGCAAAGUGUUUGUGUGUGACAAUAGCAGACUGAUGUGAGGACUUGGACUACCUGGACACAAUAUGGGUAGGACAUAUACUACCCAGUAUCGCCCGCCAGUCAAACUCGGUGCAAUGGAGGCGUUGACAUCGCGGCUCCGGAAGUCUGGAAGACCCCCAGAACCAUCGGGUAUAAAUAGGAGCAAGGAAACAAACUCCCAUCUCUUCUCCCGCCAACUCUUGACACCUUCGCAGACUCGUCACACAUAAUGGGUUCCUACCCAGGCAACCCCAAGCGCGUGCAGCGCGUCAAGGACCUGGCCGGCCACAUUGCGGACUACCAGUUCGAUAUCUUGUCGCAGAACGACGCGCAAAAGGAGAAGGACGAGCGGGCACACGAAACGCUCGAGUCCGUGGCCAAGUACCAUGGCUUCUCGUCGAUCUGGGAGUACACGGAACUGGCCAUUGCCGCGCUCCCCGCCGAGGAGAAUGAAAGGUACAAUAACCUCAGGCACACGAUCAGGCGCACGGGCAGGGUCGGCAAGAAUAUCAUAGUCUCAAUGGGCGCCAUCGCCACCCUCGGCCUGAUUCCUGGUGAAAUUUGCGAGGCGUCAGCUGAUCUCAUCGACAGUCUGGGUAAGGUAUUGAAGGAGGCGUUUGAGAACUUCCAGAAAGUGUUGUCCGAGAUCUCUCUGAGCGACGCCCUGGCCGAAGCCGGCAGCAUUGCGGCGGAGGGCGCGGCGGAGGCCAGCGUUCUAACCAAGUUUGGCCAGAUCGCGGCCAAGCCUGUGUUUGCGCUCGCCACGAUUGACCGGCUCGUACACGACGAUGGCAUCGAGAGCGAGCAGCUGAUAGAGAAGUGCCGCGAGUACACGCUCGACCUGGCGUCCAAGCACUACAUGGUCCGCAAGCUCAAGGAAGACGUCGAGACGGCCUUCAGCUUCACCGAGGGCGUCAUCCACUCGUUGUUCCAGGACACUCUCGACGCCGAUGAAGGCACCCCCUCGGGCGAGAAACACGAGAUUAUUGCCCGAAAGGUCAAGGAGGCCCUCGAUAGGUUUGCGAUUCUUAAGGUGCCGGGCGCCGUCAUUGUCUCGGAAGAUCUGAGGAGAAAGGACAUGAAUGCCAGCUCGUGGACGAAUGAGGACCCAGAUGUGGUACAGAUGAUGGGCUACUUGGAGAUGCGCAAGAAGACUAAUUCUUGA